AUGGAAGUGUAUGUGGACUACAUGCUUGUCAACAGCAAGCAGUCAAAGUCGCAUCUUUCCGAUCUGGCUGAAGCCUUUGGAGUUCUGCGGAAGUAUCCAAUGAAGCUCAACCCAGCCAAGUGUGCCUUUGGGGUCUCAUCGGGGAAGUUCUUUGGUUUUAUGGUAAACAACCGUGGGAUUGAGGCCAACCCAGAGAAGAUAAAGGCUGUGCUCGAGAUGGAAGCGCCCAAAACCCUGAAACAGCUUCAGUGCCUCAAUGGAAGGAUUGCAGCUUUGAACAAGUUUGUCUCAAGUUCAACAGAUAAGUGCCUUCCUUUCUUUGAAGUCUUGAGAAAGAAGGGGCCUUUCGAAUGGACGACAGAGUGCGAGCAAGCAUUGGAACAAUUGAAAAACUAUCUCUGCUCGGCACCUCUACAUGCCAAGCCAUUGCCAGGAGACAAGCUCCACUUGUACCUGGCAGUGUCCGACAGCGCCGUCAGCUCGGCCCUAAUCAAGCAGGAGGGAGUACGCCAAAGUCCCAUUUAUUAUACAAAUAAAGCCAUGAUCGAGGCCGAUACUAGGUACCCCCAAAUGGAAAAGCUGGCCCUCGCCUUAGUCACUGCGGCACGGAGACUUAGGUCGUACUUCCAAGCGCAUACCGUUGUAGUACUUACCAACUUGCCCCUGAAGAACAUCUUCCAUAAGCCAGAAACAUCAGGACGCCUGAUGAAGUGGGCAAUGGAGUUGAGUGAAUACUACAUCCAAUUCAAACCCCGAACUGCGUUAAAGGGGCAAGUAGUGGCAGACUUCAUCGCGGAGCUCACCCCACAAUCUCAGUCGAUCGAGUCUGACCUCCCGUGGACAAUCUACGUUGAUGGAUCUUCCAAUGAGAGGGGGUGCGGGGCAAAAAUCCUCUUGCUCGCACCAGGUGGCGAGCGAUUCGAGUAUGCUCUACGGUUCAACUUUCGAACUUCAAAUAAUGAGGCUGAAUACGAAGCACUUCUGGCAGGCCUACGCGUUGCUAAAGAACUGGGGGCCAUCCACAUCAAGGUAUUUAAUGACUCCCAGUUGGUCGUAAAUCAGAUUAAGGAGGAGUAUCAAACAAAAGACCCCCGAAUGGAAAAAUAUCUAAGCAAAGUCAGAUCGCACCUCGCCCAAUUCGAGACUUACGAGGUGAAUCAAGUUCCAAGAUCAGAAAAUUCCAAUGCAGGUGCUUUAGCUAAAUUGGCAUCAGCAUAUGAGACCUACCUGGCCAGAUCAGUCUCGGUCGAGAUCUUGGACAAUCCUUCAAUCUUGGAGCCAGAUGUGAUGGAGGUUGACACUCCAGCACCCUCAUGGAUGGACCCAAUCGUGGAGUUCAUCAAAGGAAAUCUGCCGCAAGACUCGAAGGAGCAAAAGAAGAUGGCGCGAAAAGCAGCUCGGUUCAUACUCCGAGAUAGAGCAUUGUACCGACGUGGCUUCUCUCUGCCUCUGCUUAAGUGUGUAACUCCUGAAGAAGGCCUUUACAUCCUUAGAGAAAUCCAUGAAGGAGUAUGUGGAAACCACUCUAGCGCUAGGUCAUUAUCGGCCGAAGUGGUUCGACAGGGGUAUUAUUGGCCCACCGUCGAGCAGGAUGCAAAGCAGUUUGUGAAAACCUGCGACAAUUGCCAGCGCUUUGCAAAUAUUAUCCAUCAGCCUCCCGAGCUGCUCACCCCCAUCUCGGCCCCAUGGCCACUUGCACAAUGGGGAAUUGACAUCAUAGGUCCUUUUCCCCUAGGCAAAGGACAAACCAAGUUCGCCGUUGUCGCUGUGGACUACUUCACCAAGUGGGUCGAGGCCGAGGCGCUCACUCAUAUUAUAGAGCCUAGAGUCACAUCGUUCGUAUGA
Momordica charantia (bitter melon) is the source of this 1845-nucleotide messenger RNA. NCBI's taxonomy places the organism in Eukaryota, Viridiplantae, Streptophyta, Magnoliopsida, Cucurbitales, Cucurbitaceae. The record is from RefSeq and is a predicted model, not a curated record.